Drepanopeziza brunnea f. sp. 'multigermtubi' MB_m1 is the source of this 1521-nucleotide messenger RNA. RefSeq lists its product as uncharacterized. Gene Ontology annotation, cellular component: membrane; cytoplasm. The record is from RefSeq and is a predicted model, not a curated record. Gene Ontology annotation, biological process: steroid metabolic process. NCBI's taxonomy places the organism in Eukaryota, Fungi, Ascomycota, Leotiomycetes, Helotiales, Drepanopezizaceae. Gene Ontology annotation, molecular function: Delta24(24-1) sterol reductase activity; FAD binding.
AUGGACAGUCACGAUAGAGCGGUAGCACAAAUCGCUGCUACCAUUCGCAAAUUUCAUGCUCGAAAAGAAAAAUUCCGAAUAUACCAUGGAUCGACAAACAGUACUCGUCAAUCUCAGUACCAACGAGACCGAAUGGUAGACACCUCAACACUCAACCAUGUUCUCAAAAUCGACACCAAGAGCAUGACUGCUUUGGUUGAACCGAAUGUUGCCAUGGAUGCUCUUGUGGAGGCUACGCUACAGCAUGGCUUACUUCCCCCAGUUGUGAUGGAAUUCCCAGGUAUCACGGUUGGAGGGGGGUUUGCUGGAACGGCGGGCGAAAGUUCGUCAUUCAAGUAUGGGUUCUUCGAUCGGACAAUCAAUUGCAUUGAGGUGGUUCUUGCCGAUGGAGAUGUCAUCAAAGCUUCCGCAACGGAGAACUCUGAUCUAUUUUAUGGAGCUGCAUCUUCGUUCGGGACACUGGGCGUCACAACGCUGCUUGAGAUUCAGCUGGUUGAAGCCAAGACCUACGUGGAGUUGGACUACCAUCCCGUCACGAGCAUCGCUGAAGCUCAGACUGUGAUUGCUAAAGCCACAGAAGAUACUACUACCGAUUAUCUGGAUGGGAUCAUGUACUCGAAAGACUACGGCGUCAUGUGUGUCGGACGACUCAUGAACGAAGUUUCGCCUGGCAGCAAAAUCCAACGUUUCACCCGCCCAACAGAUCCAUGGUUCUACAUCCACGUCGAACGCCUCAUGAAGAAUCGCAAAUCUCCUGCCAAGGAAUCAGUCCCGGUUGUUGAUUAUCUCUUUCGCUACGACCGAGGAGGAUUCUGGGUCGCGAGAUAUGCAUUCAAGUACUUCAUCACACCUUUCAAUCGUAUAACCCGCUUCAUUCUCGACUACUUCAUGCACACCAGAGUCAUGUACCACGCUCUACACCAGAGCGGCCUAUCCUCCUACUACAUUAUACAAGAUGUAGCAAUCCCAUAUAAGGAAGCGGAGACGUUCAUGUCCUACCUCGACACGAACUUCAAGCACUAUCCGAUUUGGCUCUGCCCGCUCAAGCAAAGCGGAAAACAAAUAGCAUCGACACACAGCCUCCAAGUGCAGAAAACCAAUCAGCAGAGACCGGAAAUGAUGCUCAAUUUCGGAGUGUGGGGGCCAGGUCCUACGCGGCGAGAAGACUUCAUACAGUGGAAUCGAGCGUUUGAGAAGAAAGUCGAUGCGUUGGGUGGCCAGAAGUGGCUGUACGCUCAUACCUAUUACACGGAAGAAGAGUUCGAUGAGAUUUAUGAUCGGGAAAAGUACGAUGCUUUGAGAGAGAAGUAUAACGCGACGUAUCUGCCGAGCGUCUAUGACAAAGUGAAGGUUGAUGUCGAGAAGGAGCAGAGCGCGAGAGAGGCGUCGUGGAAGGCGAGGUUGGUGGCGCUAUUCUGGAGUAUCUGGCCGCUCAUGGGUCUCUAUGGGGUCUACAAGGCUAUGAUGGGUGGGGAUUAUCUGCUGCCGAAAACGAAGAAGAAGGCUGCGAAGGAUGCGUAA